Parnassius mnemosyne (clouded apollo) is the source of this 4537-nucleotide messenger RNA. Lineage: Eukaryota; Metazoa; Arthropoda; Insecta; Lepidoptera; Papilionidae. The record is from the annotation of a GenBank genome assembly.
UUAGCAGCAUAGGUGUAUAGUGCGGAAACCGGACGUGUAGCUUGUUCCCCUCAUCGUUUAGCUAGUUUAAGUGAUCUCUUGCAGCUUCUUUUCGCUAAAAUGUCAGAAGGAUCGCGAGCGCAGGACGCCGUGGAGCAGGUGACGCAGAACGUGAAGGACGUCAAGCUAGAGAACGGGAGCUCGCCGGGAGCGUCCAAUGGAACGCCUUCAAAAAACGAGGACAAUGCCAUACCAUUUAAGGACGCAUUCAAGUUGUUUUCGAAAUUUGGCGAUCCUAAAUCAGACGGGAAACUUAUCACAUUGUCCCAAAGCGACAAAUGGAUGAAGCAAGCCAAAGUGAUCGAUGGGAAGAAGAUUACCACUACGGACACAGCUAUUCACUUCAAAAAGCUUAAAUCUUUGAAAGUUGGUAUCGACGAUUACCUGAAAUUUUUAGAAGACUUGGCAAAGAGUAAGAAAGUUGAACUGGAAGAAAUUAAAAGAAAGUUGUCUACAUGCGGACAACCUGGAGUAACAACACAUAAGCGUGCUCGUCGCGACCCCUGCCAACCCUUUUCAGGGCUGCAAUUCUACACAGCUGCGCAUCCAUGCCAACGAGGGUUAGGGCGUCCCCCCAAGGCGACGCACACCAGCGCGUCCCCGUUGGUGUGAAAUGCAGCGCGCAAAGCAGCGAUGGGGACCGCCACCCGUCACGCACAGCCCGACACGGCGGAAAGUGGAGGACAGAGUGCAGAGUAGGCACGUGGAAUGUUAGAGGAGGCAUGAGAGAUAAGACGAAUGAGCUGAUCGAAAUAAUGAAAGAAAGAGAAUUAGAUGUCGUGUGUAUGUCGGAGACCAAACGGAAGGGCAGUGGUACUGAAGAGCUCCCUGGCGGGACGUUAGCUCUAUGGUUCGGAGUCCCGGAGAGCGAGAGCGCCUGCCAGGGAGUGGGGGUGCUGCUGUCGUCUCGAUUGGUCGAUGUUAUGACUGAAUAUAAGGUUGUGAACUCAAGACUUCUCUGGGUUCGCUUAAAAUUGGGAUUGACGAAGUUAUUCCUUUUGGCUGUUUAUGCGCCGGUAGCUUCGUCGUCCAAGGCUGAGCUGGAGGAGUUUUGGGAGAAUGUAAGAGAAGUUGUACAUUUAGUUAGAGGAAACGAAAGAAUUGUUGUAUAUGGUGAUUUGAAUGGAUGGGUUGGUACCGCUCGACCAGGGUACGAGUCCGUGCUUGGAAAGUUUGGCGAUAAAAGGGUUAAUGAUGCUGGUAAGCUUAUACUGGCUGUAUGCAAGGAAAAGGGUCUUCUUGUGACAAACACUAUGUUUAAUCACAAGAAAAUCCAUAUGUAUACUAGAGAAAGAAAGAAUGAGAGAAGUAUGAUCGAUUUGUUCCUGGUGGAUGACCGACUGCGAAAACAGGUGAUGGAUACGCGAGUGUUCAGGGGUGCUGACCUGGGAACGGAUCACUAUCUAGUGAUUACUAGAUUUAGGGGUCUGUUCGCGGGUUGGCGCUACCGGACGGCAGUAACAGAACCACAGUCGGUCUGUCGCAUCCGAAGCUGGAAGCUUCAGGAAGCGGAUACUAGGGACAAAUAUCAUGCGAGGGUAGCCGAAAAGCUUGACACCAUCGAUGGCAGAAAAGAAUGUGUGGAAAGAACAUGGUAGAACCUUAGGGAUGGAAUGGUAAGUCCAGCGGAAGGAGUGUGUGGAACGAUAAAAAGAGGUAGUAGUAAAAGAAGAAAUGCAUGGUGGAAUGAUGAAGUGAAAGAAGCUGUAAAGAAGAAAAAGAAAGCAUGGUUAGACUACUUGGCCUCUAGUAAUGAUAAGGAUAUGAGAGAGAAGAUGAAAGAAAGAUAUAAGCUGCAGAAAGUUCAUACGAAAACAUUGAUUGAGAAAGUGCAUGAAAGGUGUAGGAUGGAAGCGGACGAAAGGUUGUCGCACGUUUAGGAGAACUCCAAACUCUUCUGGAAAGAGGUUGGAGGGACUCGAAGUGGUGCGACGGCCUUAAGAAUGAACAAAGUGCUUUCGAGAACCAAUGUCCUCUCAAAAAAUCAGACGUCAUGCAGCGAUGGAGCGAAUUUUAUAGAUAAAUGUAUGCGUGUGAUGAUCUUAGUGAGGGAUCCGGGGGUGACGCCGUGACUGGUACGCCAGACCCGGAUCUCGAUAACACUGAGGUCAUCAGUAUGAAAGAGAUUGAACGUGCGAUUCGAAGUUUGAAAUGUGGUAAGGCUGCGGGACUAGACAGAGUUACUGCUGAAAUGGUCAAGUAUGGUGGGCCUCGCGUCUGGGACAGCUUUCAUCUGCUGUGCAAUUUGUGCUGGCGGACGGGGGAUGUCUCGGAUGAUUGGCGAUCCGCAGUCAUUGUGCCUUUAUAUAAAGGUAAAGGUUCACAUUUUGACUGCGAGUGCUAUCGGGCGAUCAGCUUGACCAGUUUAGCAAGUAAAGUUUACUCAAAGGUUUUGACACGUAGGAUGCAAGAGAAAUCGGAAAGAUUUCUAUCGGAGGCACAAUGCGGAUUUAGACCUGGAAGUGGAUGCACGGAUCAAAUGUUUUCUCUCCGCAUGAUCACGGAGAAGCUUCUGGCUGCUAACCAGAAGAUUUUCUGUGCUUUUGUGGAUCUUGAGAAAGCAUUUGAUAAGGUUGUAAGGAAGAAAAUGUGGGAACUGUUGCCGGGGUAUGGUGUGGAUUGUAGAUUGCUAAGGGCUGUGCAGUCACUUUACUGUGACUGUAAAGCCUGUGUGCGGGUAGGGCAUGACCUGUCACCCAUGUUUAGCGUCCAAACGGGCGUAAAACAGGGUUGUGUCAUGUCUUCCUGGCUGUUCAUACUGUAUCUCGACAGCUGUUUACAGAAGCUGAAAGAUAGCCUUUUGGGUGUGAAAUUGGGUGACAUUAAAGUAAAUUGUCUGCUGUAUGCUGAUGAUGCAGUGCUUAUUGCACCAUCAGAGGCAGAACUGCAGGCAUUAGUCACGUCUAUGAAAGAGGAAUGUGAAAUUAAAGGUCUACGUUUGAAUACUAAUAAAACUAAGGUUCUGGUAUUUGAAAGGGACGAAGAGGGAACGAAGUGUGAAAUAUGGGUAAAUCAGGAAUGUCUAGAACAGGUAAAUGAAAUUGUAUACUUGGGGAGUGCUUUCAGCCGGGAUGGAAGAUGUGAUUUAGAUGUGGACAGGCGUGUCGCUGCCGGGAACAAAGUCAAUGGUGCUCUGACUGCGUUAGUCAAAAGGCAAGGCGUAGUGAAGAGUGCACGCCUUGCAAUACAUAACACAGUGUUGGUACCGACUUUGUUAUAUGGCAGCGAAACCUGGGUAUGCCAGAAGAAGCAUAAAAGUAAGUUGAAUAAUAAGAUGCGAUCUCGAAACCGAUCUCGACCGAAAACGAAACGAAGAUAUUCGCAAUAUGGCAGGUUUGAAAGAUGACCUUAUCACAAAAAUUGAUAAGGGCGUGCUUCGAUGGUUUGGGCACGUUGAGCAAAUGAGUGAAGACCGAAUGGUGAAGAAAAUAUAUAGCGCGAAAGUAAAUAUUAAAAGGUGUCGAGGUAGACCGAGACUAACUUUCGAAGACCAUGUGAGCAAAUUGCUCGAAGAGGGGAGGGUCAAGAGUACUCGGAUACCUAGACGUGCAUGUAUGAAGAAGAUAAUGAAUCUGAAAGAAGCCAAAGAGGUAUGUAAGGAUCGUGACACUUGGCGAUCUGUUCUCUCUGGCUACCCCGUCAGGGAUUGUGCGUGAAGAUAAUUACCCAAAUCUCCAGCGGCGUCUGCUGCGGUGGACAGAUUAACAGACACGAGCAAAUAUACCGGUUCCCAUAAACAACGCUUCGAUGAGACCGGAAAAGGCAAAGGCAUCGCGGGUCGUAAGGAACUCGUGGAUUCCUCCGGUUACGUCUCUGGAUAUCAACACAAGGAUACGUACGACAAAGCCCAUUAAAUUUUAGCACUGCAUUGACUUGUCAACUUGAAGAAACUUCAUACAAAUUCACUUCAUUACAUUUGUAACUACUACAAGUCUUUGUAUAUUUGAAACGCACAUAUUUCUUGUGUAAACGAUAUUUAGGUUAUUUUUUACAUAAACACCUAUUGUAUAUUAUAUCGCUUUAUGUAUUUAAGUAAAUUGACCACCGUAGACUAUUCUGUAUUCAACUUUUAAUAAAUACUUCUAUAGGGCACAAAAUUUAGAACAUUUGAUUGGGUUAUGAAGAUUAUGCAGAAAUGACAUUCCGAGAACGUGUAUUUUUAUUUUAAUAUGUAGAAAUUUAAGAUCUAGUAUUUUUACUUACAUAAUUAAGAAAUUAAAUUAUACAACCUCGGAGAAAUAUUUUUUUACCACGUAGUUUUAUCUAGUCGUGAAUCCUGAAAUGUGAUUAAUGUUUGUUAUCUGUAACAGAUUUUUUGUUAAUUAUUAUCCAUUUAUAAAACAAAAUUGCAAUGUAAUCUGUUUAAAAAAAAAUAUUCCGUAAGUUUAAUACUUGAUAUUUAUAUUAUUUUCUUAUCAAGUCCCUCUCUAAAAAUAAUGAUUACCAAAUUGAGCCUUAUAAGCAUAACGACAUUUUUGAUAAAAUUAAAGAAUACUAU